AUGUCCACCAUGAAGCACUUCGCCAUCGCCGGGGUCGGGCAUAUCGGGGAAUUUAUUGCGGAAGAAUUCUUGAAACUGAAAGCCAACGGACGAGUCUCGACAGUCCUAGUCCUGACCCGCAGGGUACCCGACGGCGACGAAACGCUCACCAAGCUAUCCGCGCUGGGAGCUACGGUCAAGACCGUGGACUACGCUUCCGAAUCUUCCCUCACCUCUGCCCUCGCUGGCGUCGACGCCGUCCUUUCCGUCGUCGGAAGCGCUGGCCACGGGGCCGAGGCCGCCCUCGCAGACGCCGCCAAGGCCGCCGGCGUAAAGCUUUUCGUCCCGUCGGAGUACGGGUCGUACUCCAAGGGCGCCAAGGGCGGCUUCUACACGCACCACGCUGAUAUGCACAAGAAGCUCGAAGAUAUGCAGUUGCCGCACACGCUGAUAUACAACGGGCAGUGGUCCGAUUUCAUCUUCGUCGCGUACUUCGGAUGGGAUGUCCCGGGCGGGAGAGUCGCAAUCGCUGGAGAGGGGAACACCCCCAUCAGUUACACAACUCGCCGAGACGUGGCCCGCUUCGUAGCCCACGCAUUGACGACUCCGUCUCCGGAACAGCUGUACUGGAAAUCCCUGUGCAUACAAGGAGACCGCAAGACCUUGAAUGAAGUUGCUCAAGGGUAUAUGGCGAAGAGUGGAAGGCACCUCGAGAUCACCUAUACUCCGAUAUCACAACAAGAACAAAUCUUGCAGGACAACCCUCCGUUUUCCGUCCCGGCGAUCAUAGCCUACCUCAAACACAGUUCAAGUUGGGAGAUAGGCGGCGCUGAUUUACAGUCGAAGUCGCCCGAAGGGCUUUCCAAUGACUUGUGGCCGGAGUGGAACCCGACGUCUGCUGUGGACGCGCUGAUUGAGACCUACGAGCGAGCCUGA
This is a messenger RNA of Gloeophyllum trabeum ATCC 11539, 915 nucleotides long. Its product is annotated as NAD P-binding protein. Bases 1 to 915 code for a protein of 304 amino acids. The record is from RefSeq and is a predicted model, not a curated record. NCBI's taxonomy places the organism in Eukaryota, Fungi, Basidiomycota, Agaricomycetes, Gloeophyllales, Gloeophyllaceae. The transcript is spliced from 4 exons.